Molecule: messenger RNA, 744 nt
Organism: Lodderomyces pseudojiufengensis
Lineage: Eukaryota; Fungi; Ascomycota; Pichiomycetes; Serinales; Debaryomycetaceae
Exons: 1
Coding region: 1-744 (247 amino acids)
Source: RefSeq, a predicted model, not a curated record
AUGGCUUAUAAGGGACAACGUUACAAAAAGAAAUUCAACCCAAAAUUAAACAAAUCUAAUUACAGAAAUUCUAAUCAAGAAUCAGAAAUUGAAAACUAUUAUCAAGAAUCAGAUAUUGAAAUAAAGAAAAGAGAAAAAAGAGAAUGUAAUAUGAAAUAUGAAGAAGGAAAUUUUAUUCAAACUGGUCACAUUUUCUCAGGAAACAUUAAUUCCUCUGAUUCAAUUUAUGUUGAAAAAAUAGUAGAUCAACUUAUUGGAGCAUUUGAUGAACAUGCGAGAGAAAAAAAGUCAAUUACUUCUUUGGAUAUGUUAAGCAUCUCAAGACAUUUCUUUGUUGGGGAUGCUUUGACAUGGGUGGAUGAAUUUGCAAUUUCAAAAGGUAUUGAUAGAUUAGAAUAUGUACUGGAAGCUUACCGAGGUGGUGACACUAAUAAAUUCAAAACUGCAUUUAGUCCAGAGGAAUUUUUAGAUGCAUUUCUUGCAAGGUUCAAGCCUGUUGAUCACGUUAUAAAUGUUAUAGAUAAAAUUAGGGAACUUAAACAAGGUUCAAUGGAUUUAGAUACUUUCAAAAAUAAAUUUUACAAAUAUGUUUCACUUUUAAAUGAGGAAGAAUUGAAAAUAGAUUUUGUUCAAUUCAGGCUCUUAAAACAUUUUAAACAGAAUAUUAAUUAUAACCAUAGAGGUGUAACAUCUUCUUUUAAGAAUUUAGAUGAUAUAUGGGACUAUAGUGUUCACGGCAUGUGA